AUGCGUUGUUUCCAGGGCCCGAUCCUCCUCGUCCUCCUCCUCGCUUGGAUGCCAGCUUGCCCUGGCCGACCCUCCGGUGCCCAGCCGGACGACUCGGCAGACACCCGGGCCCAGGCCCUGAAGCAGCUCCUGGAGGUCUUUGGCAUGGAGGGGACGCCCCAGCUGCCCCAGCGCAUCCCAGAGCCCCCCCAGUACAUGGUGGACCUCUACAACACGGUGGCCGGCGACGACGGGGUCACCAAGGACCCUGACCUCUUGGAGGGCAACACGGUGCGCAGCUACUUAGACAGAACUCACAGCGACCAGAUGCAUUUCCUGUUCAUCUUGUCCAGCAUGGCAAAGAACGAACGCGUCCUGACGGCCGAGCUCCACCUCUUCAAACUGAAGGCCAGAGCGGCUGAUGGGCAACUCCUCAUGAGGCAACAUUUCUGCCAGGUGAGCGUUUAUCAAGUUCUGGACAAGGAGAACUUGGAUUCCCCUGACGGGAAGAAACUGCUCUCGGCCCGGCUCCUGGCUGUGCAGGGCUCUGGCUGGGAGAUUUUUGCCAUCACAGAAGCGGUGCGCGACUGGGCGGAAGAGGAGACCAGUAACCAGGGCCUGUUGGUGACCGUGCGAGGCCUCGGUGGGGCGGAGAUGGAUUCCAGCACGGUGCAGUUUGCUUCCGGCCGCGACCACCAUGAGAGCAAGAAGCCGAUGCUGGUUUUGUUCACCGACGACGGGCGGAGAGGUGCCACCUUGGCCACCAACUCCUUCUCAGGUACGUCCCAGCAGAACGCGAUCCUUCCGGAGCCACUCACCAGCCCGAAAUUCAACAGGACGCGCAACGCUCGCUCGGUGGACACUCCCCUUCCCUGCCAAAAACACCCGCUCUUUGUGGAUUUUGAGGAAAUCGGCUGGGCCGGCUGGAUUAUCUCCCCCCGGGGUUACAACGCCUACCACUGCAGGGGGUCCUGCCCCUUCCCCUUGGGGCAAAACAUGCGCCCCACCAACCACGGCACCGUCCAAUCCAUCAUCAACGCCCUCAAGCUGAGCCAGGUCGUGACCGGACCCUGCUGCGUCCCGGAUAAACUCUACUCCAUCAACCUCCUGUACUUUGACGACGACGAAAACGUGGUGCUCAAACAGUACUCCGACAUGGUGGCCGGGAGCUGCGGGUGCCACUGAGCGCCUGGGACAGAUGCGGCCCUCCUCGGCAG
Molecule: messenger RNA, 1196 nt
Organism: Elgaria multicarinata webbii
Lineage: Eukaryota; Metazoa; Chordata; Lepidosauria; Squamata; Anguidae
Product: bone morphogenetic protein 2-like
Exons: 5
Coding region: 1-1164 (387 amino acids)
Cellular component (GO): extracellular region
Molecular function (GO): growth factor activity; cytokine activity
Source: RefSeq, a predicted model, not a curated record